AACUUGUAAAACUGUGGCUACUGCCUGUGAAUUCAGCAUUAUCCAGCCUCAUUUCUGUCUCCUCUAGCUUUGUACCUAAGACCUCUAUGGACACCCCUGAAAAUACAUCGUCAGGGACAUCUGGGGUGACAGAGCCACCAGACAUUAGGGAUCAGGACCUGCGCAUGGAGACUAAUUCACAGGCAGAACUGGAUUCUCUGCAACCAGAACAUAUUACCAAUGAUGGUGAGAUCAACACCUGGGUGGAGAUGGAGCAGCCAAACUCUAGGAUGGCUCAAGUGGCUGAGACUGAGCUGGAGAAGAUGCGGCUGGAUAUGGAGCUGACUAUGCUGAAAUACCAAUAUGAGGAGAAGGAAAAGCAGCGGCAGCACAAAGAGAAGAUGGAGCAGAUGCGUCUGCAGUCACCAUCUGGAUAUCCUGCUGAAGGAUGCCAGGACCUCCUCAUGCCCCAGAACCAAUUUGCUUUGUUCCUGUAUUGCUUCAUCUUCAUACACGUUAUCUACACAGCAAGGGAAUUGUUGCUCUUCUUUGUUAAGAAGCACCACCUAUUCAUCAUUGUGGUUACCUUGUUAUAUUUAAUUAAAAAGCUCUGGGAUUAUUUGUGUUGCUUUGUUCUUCCUCUGCAAGGUCUACAUUGGUUGAAGCCUCUGAUUGGUAUCCACAGCGUUCUGAUAGUAAGGUGA
Mauremys mutica (yellowpond turtle) is the source of this 683-nucleotide messenger RNA. It is a transcript of the gene TMEM247, whose product is annotated as transmembrane protein 247. The record is from RefSeq and is a predicted model, not a curated record. Lineage: Eukaryota; Metazoa; Chordata; Testudines; Geoemydidae. Gene Ontology annotation, cellular component: endoplasmic reticulum. The transcript has 3 exons. Bases 87 to 683 code for a protein of 198 amino acids.